UCCCCGCGGAGCCGAGCGCGCCCCGAGCGCUUUUGGCCCCUCGGAGCCGCCGUCGCGGGGUCACGUGGGCGGCGCGGAAGUGGAGGCGAGGGGCGAUGGAGGGAACGCUGGAACAGCACCUGGAGGAGACCAUGAAGAGCCCGGCCGUGGUGGGCGUGCUGUGCACCGACUCGCAGGGACUCAACCUGGGCUGCAGGGGCACCCUGUCGGAUGAGCACGCUGGCAUCAUCUCAGUGCUGGCCCAGCAGGCGGCCAAGCUCACCUCGGACCCCACCGACACGCCCGUGGUGUGCCUGGAGUCUGACAGCGGGAACAUCAUGAUCCAGAAGCACGACAGCAUCACCGUGGCAGUGCACAAGCUGCUGUCCUGAGCCCUGGGGACCAGCUCUGCUCCCGGCUCCUCCCUGCACUGCCAUGCCCUCUGGAGCUCCACACCUGGGAUGAAGGCUCUCCCUCCCUCUCACCAGCUCCUGGGCAGCUCCCUGGCUCUCCAGCUCACAUUUCAGCCCUUGUGCUGCUGAGGAUGAAGCGUGGGCACACCCCCAGACCCUGUAACAAGCAGAUCCUCCCUGCUGUAUUUGGGGGCCUCAUUUCUUGGAGAAAUCAAUAAAUGACCUGUAAAAAACC
Pyrgilauda ruficollis (rufous-necked snowfinch) is the source of this 627-nucleotide messenger RNA. It is a transcript of the gene LAMTOR5, whose product is annotated as late endosomal/lysosomal adaptor, MAPK and MTOR activator 5. Gene Ontology annotation, molecular function: guanyl-nucleotide exchange factor activity. The transcript has 4 exons. NCBI's taxonomy places the organism in Eukaryota, Metazoa, Chordata, Aves, Passeriformes, Passeridae. The record is from RefSeq and is a predicted model, not a curated record. Gene Ontology annotation, cellular component: Ragulator complex; lysosome; cytoplasm. Bases 96 to 371 code for a protein of 91 amino acids. Gene Ontology annotation, biological process: cellular response to amino acid stimulus; positive regulation of TORC1 signaling.